This is a messenger RNA of Huiozyma naganishii CBS 8797, 324 nucleotides long. It is a transcript of the gene RPS25B, whose product is annotated as 40S ribosomal protein eS25. The transcript has a single exon. The coding region runs from base 1 to 324 and encodes 107 amino acids. The record is from RefSeq and is a predicted model, not a curated record. Lineage: Eukaryota; Fungi; Ascomycota; Saccharomycetes; Saccharomycetales; Saccharomycetaceae. Gene Ontology annotation, cellular component: cytosolic small ribosomal subunit. Gene Ontology annotation, molecular function: structural constituent of ribosome.
AUGCCUCCAAAACAACAAUUGUCCAAGGCUGCCAAGGCCGCUGCCGCUAUGGCCGGUGGUAAGAAGUCUAAGAAGAAGUGGUCCAAGAAGUCCAUGAAGGACAAGGCCGCUCACGCCGUCAUCCUAGACCAAGAGAAGUACGACAGAAUCUUGAAGGAGGUCCCAACAUACAGAUACGUCUCCGUGUCUGUCUUGGUUGACAGAUUAAAGAUUGGUGGUUCUCUAGCCAGAGUUGCCCUAAAACACUUGGAAGCUGAAGGUAUCAUCAAGCCAGUCUCCAAGCACUCCAAGCAAGCUAUCUACACCAGAGCUGCUGCCGAAUAA